This is a messenger RNA of Phytophthora sojae, 243 nucleotides long. RefSeq lists its product as hypothetical. The transcript has a single exon. The annotation marks the transcript as partial. NCBI's taxonomy places the organism in Eukaryota, Oomycota, Peronosporomycetes, Peronosporales, Peronosporaceae. The record is from RefSeq and is a predicted model, not a curated record.
AUGGGCGCCAUUCAAGUGGUGUUGAGGCGCGUUCGGAGAGCGUGGAUCGCAACCCAAGUGGAGUUACACGAACGCUACUCAGUUGGACGACUACAUCGGCUCAAGGUCUACAUGGACACCCUCAGUACGUCCCGGAUGGUGGCGAUCUGCCUCCUCACGCCGUUGCCAUGCAUCGUACUUGCCAUUUUGUUCGAAACCUUCCCACUAGCUCCUCCAGGGGAUGGGAUUCGCGCCAACGGUGUG